AACAUUCUACAUACAGCAUCUUUGAUUUUUAUCUAAAAAUAAACUAAAUUCUCACCAUCAUUUUACUACUUGUUGGCGUGCAGCACAAUUUAUAAUUUUUCAAUUUAAUUAGAUAAUCAUGGAAUCAAAUGUGACAGACUCAUCAAGUGAUGGCAAUGGCGCCAAAAUACUCGCCAUGACUUCUCUUGGACUGGGUAGUUUCAUAUUUGGUAUGUUACCAGCAGCAAUAUCAGAAAGAAACCGUAGACGAUUCCCAUUUUGUACCUCCUUGAUGCUAUGCUUUGGGGCUGGGAUUCUACUAGCUACAGCAAUGGUUCACAUGCUUCCUGAUGUCCGUCGAACAAUGCCCAACAAUGCAGAGGUUUAUUUCUGUGUUGGAUUCUUUUUUGUCUAUUUCAUUGAUGAAUUUAUUCACUAUUUCUUUGGAGAAGCUAUACAGCAUUCUCAUAGUGAAUCAUCGGGUGAGACUAACAGUCAGCAUCAACAUAGUCAUAGUCAUAAUAACUAUGGUUCUAAUAAUGAAUCAGAGCCAUUAGUUCGACCAAAUACCUCAAGAUGUGCAGAAAAUGAAAAAGUGCAACAAUGUGAAACAGUUAUAAGACAAGCAAAUGAACGCAUUUGUCAUACUAGUCAUCGAGAACCCUGUGUCCAGAGCAUGACUGGAGCAUUUGGUCUAUUUGUUGCUCUUUCGUUGCACUCAUUUGUUGAAGGCUUGGCAAUAGGUGUUCAAAAUUCUGGUUCAAAGGUGCUUUUUCUCCUCGGUGCCGUUGCAUGUCAUAAAUUAGUUAUGGGAUUUUGUUUGGGACUAGAAUUUCGUUCAAAUCCUCGCACAAAUUUCCAAUCUCAAUUACUAGCUAUUUUGGUUUUUUCUCUUGGUUCAGUUAUAGGCAUUGGUGUGGGAAUGGCAUUUGUGAAUUUACCAUCGAGUUGGUCAGGUACUGCAUUGCCAAUUAUACAAGCUUUAGCCGGAGGUACGUUAUUUUAUGUGACUGUGUGUGAAGUAAUGCCUCGAGAGAAAGCUCGAUGGCAUCAGAAACCUGAGAGACGAACAGCAGGUCUUGCACAAUUUGUGGCCGUUGGACUAGGAUUUACUGUUAUGACGAUAAUAAAUUUUUAUAUUGGCGAUGAUUAGUAGACGAAUUUCGACAACUCAGACCAUUUUUUUAAAAUUGUUAUUAAAUGUUAGUUAAGACAAAAUAAGUGUUGUAAUUAAAGAAGAUGCCAAAUAAAGUGUAAACAAUGUCAAUGAUUUAUUUUUAUACAUA
Messenger RNA from Episyrphus balteatus (marmalade hoverfly), 1265 nucleotides. It is a transcript of the gene Zip88E, whose product is annotated as zinc transporter ZIP3. NCBI's taxonomy places the organism in Eukaryota, Metazoa, Arthropoda, Insecta, Diptera, Syrphidae. Gene Ontology annotation, molecular function: zinc ion transmembrane transporter activity. Gene Ontology annotation, cellular component: plasma membrane. The record is from RefSeq and is a predicted model, not a curated record. The transcript has 6 exons. Bases 119 to 1132 code for a protein of 337 amino acids. Gene Ontology annotation, biological process: zinc ion transmembrane transport.